AUGGUCAGAUGUCGUUGGCGCCUUUUUUUAUUUUUUUAAAUAUUAGCGUAUCUCAAUUUUCAAUCAAUUAAAAAAAUAAAAAUAAAAAAAUUUUAGCGGUGCCUAAAAAGUUUAAUCAGUGUUAGUUUGAAGCCAACGUUAAAAUAAGAAAAAAACACCGAAAACGGAAGCAUUUCGAACUGAAUCUCUAUGAAUAAAUUAUUUUUAGGUGGUCCGAACACACGUGACUAAUAAUUGUUCAACUACCAUAACUUUUUUUUAAACAAGAUAGUCGGUAGAUGCUGUACUUUGAAGUGAAGUGGUGUAUAGCGCGAACGCCUCCCGUCUCCGAGAGAUGUACGUGGAGCAGCGCAAGUGCGCUUGCAUACAGUUUUUGAUAUCGCGAGUUCAAUCCUCGCAGCGGCAAUUUUUUUAUUUUUUUCAAGAAAAAAAUAGCUUUUUCUUUUCAAACUUGUGGUUUUAUACUGUUUUAAUGACUUAUUACGACUUUGAAAAACCAAACUAAACUACUAAAAAAAUUUAAAUCCGAUAUGAAUACAAAAUGAACGACCAAAAAGUGUAAAAAUCUAAACUUUCAGUACUAAAUUUCGCGACUUUUUUUCACUACUGUUUUUGACCAUAACUUUUUCUCAACCUUUUUUUGAAAAAAACUAAACUGUUUUUGAAUAGUAAAUUAGAGCAGCUAUCCAACCAUAGUAAUAUUGAAGUUCGAAAAAUUUUUUGAAAAUUCGUCUGCGGUCCCUACCUAUGAGGGCCAAAAAAAAAAAUUUUAAACGGAAUAUUAAGGGGUUAGUUUCUGAACCCCUAGAGGGACCACUUUUUUGUCCCUUAUAAAACUGUUUUUUUCCCUCUAGAAAUCAAUAAAAAGUCUUUUCAGAUUGAGACAUUCAGAUAUAGAAUAUUUUUGAUCGAUUUAAAAAAAAACAACAAUAUUUCGAGAGUUAAUCAUCCUAAUGUACAGUACCGUGCAGUAAGAUAUACAAUUUCACUUUUUUCGUCAUAACUUUUGCAGGAGCUGUCCAAUUUCUGUAAAACUUUCUACAGUUGUUGCUUUCAAAUCCAGUAUUUUAACACGAAAAAAUCAGCUGAGUAGCUAAUUUUUGUAGUAAGUUACAGCUUGAAACCUGGAAUCAACGAAAUCUCCAAAAGCGGAAAAAAAUUUCAAAAGUGUUUUCUGGUUGAUAUACGAUAGGAAACAGUUAUUGAACACCUUUUUAUAUUCCACUGAAGUUUUGAGCUCAUUGUACCAUUGAUUGCUUCACUGUAAAACAGUUCCCCAGAUCAAAAAAAGCUUUAAGUCCAGACGCCUUUGAUUUGUACCAAUAAAUAACCUUUUGAAGGUCCUGACCGCCUUGAACCGUUCCUACCAUCCCGCCUGUUUCCAAUGUACUGCCUGCAGUCUUUGUCUCGACGGGGUUUCGUUUGCUUUGGACAAAAACGGACAGGUAUUCCACCAAUAAAAAUGCGAAACACCCUGAUUUUCAGCCUUUCUGUAUGCCGGACUACCAUGAGAGGUUCGCCCCGAGGUGCGCCAAGUGCAAAAAACCGAUCCUACCUGAAAACGUGAGCGAAAAACAAUCCAAGAAGAACUUCUAG
Molecule: messenger RNA, 1596 nt
Organism: Caenorhabditis auriculariae
Lineage: Eukaryota; Metazoa; Nematoda; Chromadorea; Rhabditida; Rhabditidae
Source: the annotation of a GenBank genome assembly